AAAGUCCGGAAGCACUCGGUGGUCAAUCCUCACGACUACGCGUACCGAAUCAACCCGACGGACGCUUGUAGGAACCGGCUCGUCGAGCUCCUCCUGUGCGUCACCGUGGCCGCGGACGAGUUCGAUGCCAGACACAGAUUCAGAGACAUCGUGCGGGACGAGUACUCGAUGUUCUGGCACCCGGACGUCCAGAUUGUGUUUCUGUUUUUCGUGGGGGUGUCCGCGUCUCGAGACGCCGAGGCCGUGCACCAGAGGAUCCAGAUGGAGGCUAAGAUGUACGGGGACAUAGUCCAAAGCGAGAUCGUCGACUCCGAAAAAAAUCUCAGCCUCAAAACGAUGUCGGUUAUCAAGUGGGUGACCAACUAUUGCCUCGCCGCGAGUUACGUGCUGAAAUCUGCAGACGACUGCGUGAUAGACAUGGCCAGUGUGUUGGCCGAACUGAACAAGGUAUCAGUGGACCAGUCGCUGUUCAUGCUGGGGAAGCUGGCCACCAAGAAGAUGAUCGAGGCCAACGAGAAGAACGAGGCGGCGGCUAUUCACUAUGCCCUGUACAAGGUUCAAGAGUACCCUUCCUAUUUAUACGGCAGUGCCAACGCCUACCCCAUAGCCGUGGCCAAGCUGCUGUACGAAGCCGCUUUGAGGUUCCCCAUAUUUUUCCUGGAGGACGUGUUUUACUCGGGUAUAUGUGCCAAUUUUGUAAGUGUGCCUCGAUUGGACAGCGGGGCCUUU
This is a messenger RNA of Lymnaea stagnalis (great pond snail), 729 nucleotides long. The record is from the annotation of a GenBank genome assembly. NCBI's taxonomy places the organism in Eukaryota, Metazoa, Mollusca, Gastropoda, Lymnaeidae.